Messenger RNA from Melanotaenia boesemani (Boeseman's rainbowfish), 3677 nucleotides. RefSeq lists its product as uncharacterized. Gene Ontology annotation, biological process: proteolysis. The record is from RefSeq and is a predicted model, not a curated record. Gene Ontology annotation, molecular function: cysteine-type peptidase activity. Lineage: Eukaryota; Metazoa; Chordata; Actinopteri; Atheriniformes; Melanotaeniidae.
AUGUGUGACCAUGGAGCCUCCUCUGCCACUCAUGCCACCAGUGCCUCACCUUUCUCCGAUGCUACCCGUGCCACUCAUGCCACCUCAGCAGCCUCCUCUGCCACUCACACCACCAGUGCCUCAGCAGCCUCCUUUGCCACUCACACCACCAGUGCCUCAGCAGCCUGCUUUGCCACUCACACCACCAGUGCCUCAGCAGCCUCCUCUGCCCCUCACACCACCAGUGCCUCAGCUGCCUCCUCUGCCACUCACACCACCAGUGCCUCAGCAGCCUCCUCUGCCACUCAGGCCACCAGUGCCUCAGCUGCCUCCUCUGCCACUCACACCACCAGUGCCUCAGCUGCCUCCUCUGCCACUCAGGCCACCAGUGCCUCAGCAGCCUCCUCUGCCACUCACACCACCAGUGCCUCAGCUGCCUCCUCUGCCACUCAUGCCGCCAGUGACCAUGGAGCCUCCUCUUUCUCCUAUUAUUCGACCAUUUCCAACCUUCAAAGGAGAAAUGUGUCUACAUAUUGUAAGAGGUGUGGGAUAUGUGGAACAUUCUACCGCUACCAAGAGUGGACUGAGGGGCUACACAACUUUGAUGAUCACGUCAUUCUGACAUUGCAUCUUUGCCUUUUCCUGAGACAGUCUGUGCAGAAUCACACUGCAGUUGGGAGGGCUAUUGACAUCCUCGAACAAACCAACAAUAACAAAUUUCCAAACCAUGACUCCAUUCUACAUGGUUAUCUGCACUUUGAGGCACUGACAGCACAUGAUUAUAAUUAUUCUUGUGUAAAUUGUGGGGUCCAUCCACCUGUCGUUAUUAUGGAUUUACAUAAAAAGGGAGUGUUUAGUAUGCCGGUGAGUGACCUUGAAGUUCCCCCAUCGAACUUUGAUGGACAUGUUGAUGCUGAGGAAUUCUGGCACUCUGUUGAGAAAGAAAUUCUUUGCAGAGGGUUUUUAAAAAGUAAUCGAGACAAUCCCUGUAAAGUCUCUCCUUCAUAUGAUAAAUGGGCACCAUGGAUUGGUCCUCAUACGAGAGCUGAGAAAGUGCUCCUCAAUACAGAGUAUGCCAAACUUUCAUCGAAAACAUCUGUAGCAGAAAAAGCUGAAGUUGAAAUAUCAGAGGAACGUCUGUCAAGUGAACUUAUGAACUUGAAGGUUGAUACUUUGAGGAAACUUGUUCGUCAGUGUGGCGUUGACUCAAAGGGAUCCAAAAUGGAUCUCCUCCUGCGUUUGAGGGACGAGAUGAAAACCAGGAGCACCUAUGAUAAAGUGUUUCAAACUGUUUGGGGAGCAUCAGGUGGCUGGGCAGUCAUCAUGUGCCCUUGUGGCAUUGUAAACUCUGUUAAAUUCAAUAUAAGAGCUGAAAGCCCAAGAGACUAUACUGACAUGUUGCUUUCCUUUAAACAUUUCCCAAACGUCGUAAUAUAUGAUUUUGCGCGAGGAUUAGUGACCCACACCAACCUACGGGAGCCAGAGAGACUGCCCUUCAGCCCACAUGAAGGAAGACUGGUGACAGCUACACCAGAGAACAUUUCAUGUGCCAAGAGUGGGAAACUAAGGAUCAGUUUGCCGUGGUUGCAGACGAAAAAAUGCCCACCGGAUGUUAAUGGUCAUCCUGAAACAGGCUCUGCAGAACAUUAUGCACUAUAUGACACGUUUCAUCAAUUCAACACAAAAGAUGAAAAGGAUUCUCUGACUAGUCUAGUUGGACUAGUACCAGAGCUAUGUGGGUGGCUCAAUUCCCAGACAGUGGAGCAGCUCUUCUCUGGAAUGCGUAAAAACAACUACUUUAUGAACUCUCUUUCCCCAUCAAGCCAUGUAUUCCUGAUGCGCAACAUCUUACACCAUCGUAAUGAGAGACUUAACCAGCAGGCCAUUGAUGGAUUGAAGAAAGCUUUUAACGGAAAUGUCAUCCUUCACUCAAAUGGAAAAGCCGUCCUCACCACCAGCGUGUUGCUUCCCUUCAAUGCCUCUGCAGCUGUCGGUUCCUCUGCUGCCACCACUGCCACUGCCACAGCUGCCACCACUGCAGUGUCAAGAAAGUCACAAGGGACACAGAAAUACCGAGCAAAGGGUGAGGACAGACUUGGCUGUGGAUGGCAUUGUGAGGCUGCAACACAGACCUGCAACCUCAGACCAUGUCGGUCCUCCUGGACAUUAGGAGACCACCCAGAGCAACAACAAUUGCUGGAAUACAUCCUACAUGAUAAACAUCCAAAUGAAAUUAUCAUCAAAGAUGGCAAUACUUGCCUUACAAGGGAAAAUUUCCAGACUUUGGGGCUUCGGAGGGACAUGGAUUCAGAGAUGGGAAAUGCUUGUCUGCGCCUCGUUCAGGAGAUCUUGCAGAUACAGGGGAAAUCAGUUCAUGUUGUGGACAUCUACAAACCCCCAACGUGGCUGCCACCCUUGAAUUGCAACCCUUCUGAGUGCUUGCCUGUUAUGAAGCCAAUGCAGAGGGAAAUUCUGUUCAUUGACUCUCAUUAUCACAUAAGAAAGCAGGGCUUUGGACACGACGCCUAUCACAGUUGUUUAAGUGAUCUUGCAAAGCAGCUGGUUCCAGGCCCCUGGAUUGUGAAAACAGGGCAAGACAUAGUGGGACUUCCCCAACAGACACACGGCAACGACUGUGGGAUUUUUAUGAUAAUGUAUACUUGGUACCUAAUACUUGGCGCACCAUUCGACUUCACUGUUGUUGACAUGCCAGUUCUGCGGAGAUGGUGGUGUACAGUGCUGGUGGAAAACUUCCACCUCGAAGGGCAUGGAAGACGGUUCGCCCAUUUCACCAAAGAGGGAAUAGAAAUGGUGAAUGGGCUUUCUUUACCUGUCUUCAGAGUGGAGAGGAAAAGAAAGCCUAUUGAAGAGACAAAUCAGGACCUUUGGACAAUUGCAGACCACUGCUAUGCCAAAAAAACUAAGUUGAAAAGUGAAUCUGAGGAAAAUCCUGAGCUGCUGGAGGAAGCGGUAAAAGAAGCACAGCGGGUGCGGCAACUUCAGUGUGCUGAGCUGAUCAACUGCAUGAAGGGCAGCACUUCAAUAAGGAAACACCUUGAGGCUAUCAUAACUGGGGAUCUUGUCUCAGCAUGGGAACACAGGAAGGAGAGGCCAACCCUUUACUUUGAGGAUGAUCAACUUGAUGAGGCUGUCUCAUUUUUGUUUGGGAUCAUCAGGGAGACACCAAGAACAAGACGGCUAGAAGACUGGGUUGACUUCACCAUCAAUGUGCUCUUACCGGAAGUGACAGUUCACACCCUGGCUAUAAAAUAUGACAUGCCAAUGCAAGAGGCUAUUGUCAGAUACAAAAAAGGGAUACAGUAUGAACCAUGUGAAUUGAAAAUGAUUGAGAAAGCGUUAGUGAAGAACUUACCUGAGGACGCAGCAGUGAAGCUCAGAGCUUUCAAAAAGAGAAUGGAAAGAGCCCUUUCCCUCAGAGGAGAGGGCUGGCUCUAAUACAGUUGUGUGAAAAAAAUAUUCUCCCAAAAUGUCUUGGAGAUCAUCUAGAUGUUUUUUGGAAAAACUGACUUGACUUUUUAUGUUCUUUAUGCUCAGUAGUGGUUUUCGCCUUGGAACUCUGACAUGGAGGCCAUUUUCGCCCCUUGUCCAUCUUAUUGUAAAGUCAUGAACAUUGACCUUAACUGAGUCCAGUGAGUUCUGCAGGUCUUUGGGUGUUGUUCUGGGGGCUUUUGUGACCU